GACAAUUUUGUCAUUGAUCAGAAAUUUUUUUUUCAUGGGACUUAAUUUUGAUGGGAUUUUUUAAUGGGCGCCUCUAAUUUUGGCGCGCUAGGAGGAGAUAGAAGAGGGCGAAGAAGAAAGGGUAAAGGGCGGGAAGACAAUGCAAGGAAAAGGGCCAAAGGGGACAAGUAGGUCAGCAGCUCUGUAGAAAAAGAAAAAGACGAGCGAAGACGAAGGUUGCAUGAAUGCCAGCUCCGAUUUACUUUCAUUUCUUAACCCUCCGUUCUACGACAUUACAAUUGUUCGCGGCCAUCCAACCAUUCUCUCAUUCCUUAACAGCACAGCGAAUUCAAGGGAUUGAAAAUGAGGCAGGCAACAAACAGUUUGCUGGUAUAUCGAAAAGACAAUGGUUAAACUGAAUAACCUAAGCGUUUUCGUUAUCCUAGAUUAGAUAUUUGGCUCCAAGCUUUUUCAGUUUGAAGAAUUCAGUAAGACUAAACAAAUAUGUCGAUGCAAGCUGUCCAUUUUUUUUUAAAUACGAAAACAAGGAUGCAAUCCUUCCUACGUGUUAAGUAUGGGAGCAUUAGUCCACCAUUUGCCAUCAUUCAUUUGUUCUUGAUAUUGUCGAGGUGAGUAUGACGGCAUGCUUGUUUGAAUAAAGCUUGACCAACAGCGCCGAACUCAAUAACGCUCGUCAACAAGAUAAUCAUACGACACUUUGACUGGUGUGGUGAUACCGAUAGCUCGAAAAACAAAACAAACAACCGGGAGGAUUGAGUACGCAGCAGGCGUUAAAGCCGAGCAACCAAAGGCAUAGUAGGUGAUAGAACACCACCCCCCCAUAAAACGUGCACAACAAACUACUUGAAAAUAAAAUCUAAGCUGACAUAGACAUUCUUGCAAGCUUGAUUAGGUAUGUAAUGUACGUACCAAUUGUCAAUCAACUGAUUAAGGCAAGCCUGCAGAUUGCGCUACUCCGUAUAAAUAAGACAUCACUACAGAAGCCAAAGGUGUCCUGAAAAACAGUCCUGACGAAACGAACUGAAGAUGGCUUCUCUCCUGUUUUCUGUAUCGCUCAUGGUGAGCGCUCUUGUUUUCGGCCUUGUCGACAGUCAAAUUAUUUCGGUAACAAAUGGAGAAGUUGAAGGAGAAUGGGGCACGAUGGAUACGUGUCCCGGGGGAUCACGGGCCGUCUACUACGCCACCCGUAACGAUCCUAACCAGGGAACGGACUUUACUUCACUUAAUGCGAUUCAAUUAACUUGCGACAACGGUGGCGGAAGCAUCAUUACUUCGACCGAAGGCCUUGUUGGACAACUGGGUCCAGGCCGCGGAUGCGCUGCAGGAGCGUUUCUUUCUGCCUUUCAAUUGAAAGUUCAGCCGAACGGGGUUGAUGCCGAUAACACUGCAGCCAAUAGCAUUCGUUUCCGAUGCACGGACGGUGUUGAAUUAGCUAGCGCUGGAAACCAAAUUGGCGUAUUCGGUGAUUACAGUGCCGAUUGCGUGAACGGAAUCUGUGGAAUCCAGACCCGCGUGAAACCCGAUGAUCCCGCGACGGACAACACGGCUCUUAACGAUGUCCGUUUUGAAUGCUGCGUUUAAAUGUUAAUGAUCGAUUCCCAUACAAAUUUCCCCUUCUGCACCUCUACCCUGAUACAUUCGAAAAAAAUUCAUUUAAAAUUAAAAACAAAUAAAACAUUAACUCCACUCUUGCCAUAUAAAUAUAUUAGACUUGGGCUACUAUUACAACAGCUUUA
Daphnia magna is the source of this 1736-nucleotide messenger RNA. Its product is annotated as vitelline membrane outer layer protein 1 homolog. The coding region runs from base 1027 to 1581 and encodes 184 amino acids. NCBI's taxonomy places the organism in Eukaryota, Metazoa, Arthropoda, Branchiopoda, Diplostraca, Daphniidae. The record is from RefSeq and is a predicted model, not a curated record. The transcript is spliced from 2 exons.